CCUGACCUUCGGACCACCGCAGCGUUACACAACACACCGCCCGACGGAGCGGCCGUUGGUCCGCCGCUCAGUUCGCGGUCGCCGCCAAUCGUCGCUGAUCGACGGCGGGACGUCACGUCGCCUCGUGUCGGCUCCAGAGGCGGCACCGGCUGGGAGUGUCUGAGGAGUGACCGCUCCGAUAAGACCGCCCUGCCCACCCAGUAGCUAUAUCACAAUACAGCAGCAUGCCAGAGCAGUUAGCUGUCUGCGCGUAGCUUUAGCCCCGCAGCGACACGGAGCAGCCGAGACACGAUCAUGUGGCUGCCUAUGGUUGGGAUGACGGCCCUGCCCCACCUGGGCGGGUUCUACGGUGGCUACAUCACACGCAAAGAGGUGAAGACCUGGUACCCAACCCUGCAGAGGCCAUCAUGGCGUCCUCCGAAUGCCGCGUUCCCCGUAGUGUGGACGUGUCUGUACACAGGAAUGGGGUACGGCUCCUACCUGAUAUGGAAAGAGCUCGGAGGUUUCACUGAGGACGCUGUGGUUCCGCUGGGACUUUAUGGGAUGCAGCUCGCUCUGAACUGGGCCUGGACUCCUAUUUUCUUCGGUGCACACAAGCUGAAAUGGGCACUGAUCGAGAUCGUGCUUCUCACCGGGACCGUGGGAGCCACCAUGGUGUCCUGGUACUCCAUCAGCCGCACGGCCACUUGGCUGCUGGCGCCUUACCUGUCCUGGCUGUGCCUCGCCACCUCCCUCAACUACUGCAUAUGGAGAGACAACCCUGAGAAGAAGGAAGAGUAGGCGACACGUCUGUGAAGAAACUACUUAAAUUCUGAAUCAUCGCAUGAAAUUAUUUUGAAGAUCUUCCAGCGCAGUUUCACCGUGAACCUUUUCAACUUUAUCAUACAGUUUAUAGACCUUUGAGUUUGUGUGUCGGUCGACCAGUGUGCAAAAUAAUACCUGAAGCAUUCAGAGAUAAUAUGGACCUUGUGUUUGUCCUGCAGAUUACCAGCCGCCCCUGAACUGGCAGCUUUUUACACCCGUUAAUCUGUCUGUUGUUAAACUGUAAGGCAGCGUGCUACUGACGAGUAUCUUUAAUAGUUUUAUUAACUAAUUGUAAUGAGCCUAUACUAAAACCAUGCUCACCCAUUCAGAGCUCUUAAAAACGUAUGUCAUCAGAAUUAAUCUUCACUGUGGGUCAGGCAGCAUAACGAAACUGAAACAAUGAUUUUUUUGUUUUUGAUUUUCAGGUGAAUUGUUAAACUGAAUUUAUUUGCUUUUCUAUAAAGAAUAUCCCAAGUGUGAA
Stegastes partitus (bicolor damselfish) is the source of this 1285-nucleotide messenger RNA. It is a transcript of the gene tspo, whose product is annotated as translocator protein. Lineage: Eukaryota; Metazoa; Chordata; Actinopteri; Pomacentridae. The coding region runs from base 295 to 780 and encodes 161 amino acids. Gene Ontology annotation, cellular component: mitochondrial outer membrane. The record is from RefSeq and is a predicted model, not a curated record. The transcript is spliced from 4 exons.